CAGAAUGUAGUUGACUCUUCGCCUGAAAGACUCAGCUCGUCCUCACAAAAACAAAGUGUUUCAGUCAGAAUCGGGGAUUAUAUCGCCCAAGUGAAGUUCCUUCGAGAUCAGAAUGGAUUUCGAUCGCGUGCUUGAGAAGUGUGGGAACUUCGGCCGGUUUCAGUUUGUCUUACUCAUUCUCUAUGGCUACACAAAUAUUCUUAGCUCGUUGCACUAUUUCUCACAGACUCUCAUUACUUUUACACCUGAGCAUUGGUGUUCCCAUGACGACUUGAUGGGGCUGAGUGCUGCGGAACUGCGCUCCGUUUAUUCCAAUGUAACGCACUCCUCCUGCACCCUUCUCUCGGAGGUGGUCAAUGGGACCGGCGUGGCCUCGGAAAUGGCAACCUGCCAGGACUGGAUCUUCGAGCGGGAGAACGGCUACGAGAGCCUGACCACGGAGCUAAAGUGGGUCUGCGACAAGUCGCACCAGCCGGCGGUGGGUCAGUCCUUCUUCUUCCUGGGCUCGGUGGUGGGAACCAUUACUUUCGGAUCCCUAUCAGAUCGCAUUGGCAGACUGCCCGCUAUGCUGAUGGCGAGUAUAUCUGGAGCGACUGGUGACUUCAUCACCUCCUUCGUGCACACCCUGCCCUGGUUUGCCUUCUCAAGAUUCGUGUCGGGAUUAUCCACGGAUACCAUGUACUAUCUUAUGUACAUCUUGGUCUUCGAGUACUUGAGUCCCAAGCGCCGAACCUUCGGCCUCAACAUCAUCCUGGCUGUAUUCUACUGCUUUGGACUGAUGACCUCGCCCUGGAUAGCCAUGUGGAUUGGCAACUGGCGCCGCUACCUCUGGCUCGCAUCUCUGCCAGCUCUGGGAGUGCUCAUCUAUCCGCUGCUGAUCUGCGAAAGUGCCCAGUGGCUGCUGACCAAGAAGAAGUACGAUGAGGCGGUGGCCUGCCUGAAACGAGUGGCCAAGUUCAAUGGCCGCCAGGUGGAGGACUCCGUGUUCGACGAGUUCGUAAAGCACUAUCGCGAGAAGAUGAACGAGGAGAGCAAGUUGAACAAGCAGAUGGACACUUUCCUGGGGAUGUUUAAGACUCCCAGACUUCGUCGCUUUACCACCACUCUUCUGGUUAAAUCGGUCAUCAUCACACUCUCCUACGAUGUGAUCAACAGGAACAUGGAAGGCUUGGGCUCCUCGCCCUUUAUGCUGUUCUCACUGACCUCCAGUGUUUAUCUACCAGCGGGAUUCCUCAUUCUUCUGCUGCAGAACAAGAUCGGUCGCAAAGGCAUGGCCUGUGGAGCCCUGAUAGUGGGUGCCAUUAUUACCGCCGCCACGGGAUUCCUAAUCGCCGUCCUGGAUCCCAAGGAGAAUGCCAUCCUGCUGGCCUUGAUGGUGGGUCUGGGCCGCUUUGGCACCACUGUCUCCUACGAUGCGGAGAUCCAAUAUGCGGCUGAGAUCAUUCCCACCAGUGUGCGGGGUCAGGCGGUGUCCAACAUCCAUGUGGUGGGACUGGCCUCCAGCUCGCUGGCCUUCUAUGUGAUAUACUUGGCCCAGUACUACAAGCCACUGCCCUCAAUCUUCAUCAGUAUUCUGAUGUUCCUGGGCGCUCUUCUGUGCCUAACUCUUCCAGAAACUCUGCACAAGAAACUGCCCGAAACCCUGGCCGAUGGCGAACGCUUUGCCAUGAACGAGAGCUGCCUCUACUUCCCAUGCUUCCACAAACGCCGCGAAAGUCUGACCAAGCAUGAGGACCUUAAGUCUGAACCCUAGAGAGUUGUGCACCUGAAAACUGAAUACUUUUUAGCCUACUGGCCUAGCCACUUAACCUGAUGAUGGAGCCAACGAUAAGUUGACUCCUGUAACCGAAUGGUCUGAUAGUUAUUACUCAUGUGAAGGAUGCAUAGUAAUUAAACCAAAACCGUUGUGUAGAACACAUUUAUCUUACCCUAUAUAUCCAAAACAGAACUGGUAUAAAUAUAUGAUGUACUUAUUUUCUUUCACAAUAAAUUGAUGUAUGAAAAACUACAA
This is a messenger RNA of Drosophila rhopaloa, 2011 nucleotides long. Its product is annotated as organic cation transporter-like protein. The record is from RefSeq and is a predicted model, not a curated record. The coding region runs from base 113 to 1753 and encodes 546 amino acids. The transcript is spliced from 5 exons. Gene Ontology annotation, molecular function: transmembrane transporter activity. NCBI's taxonomy places the organism in Eukaryota, Metazoa, Arthropoda, Insecta, Diptera, Drosophilidae. Gene Ontology annotation, cellular component: membrane. Gene Ontology annotation, biological process: transmembrane transport.